This is a messenger RNA of Trichoderma gamsii, 2220 nucleotides long. RefSeq lists its product as hypothetical. The coding region runs from base 1 to 2220 and encodes 739 amino acids. Gene Ontology annotation, biological process: regulation of actin filament polymerization. The transcript has 4 exons. Gene Ontology annotation, molecular function: protein binding. Lineage: Eukaryota; Fungi; Ascomycota; Sordariomycetes; Hypocreales; Hypocreaceae. The record is from RefSeq and is a predicted model, not a curated record.
AUGGCCGAGGUGGACACUGCGCCUACCUUUGGCGCAGAGCUCAAGGACGGCUUCAAAUCCGCCAACGCCUGGGUCAACAACGGAAUCGCCUGGCUCGACGAAAUUCAGCAGUUCUACCGCGAGCGAGCCGCCAUCGAAAAGGAAUACAGCGCAAAGCUCGAUGCGCUAGCCAAGAAGUACUUUGAGAAGAAGAACAAGAAAAUCUCCAACCUGAGCGUUGGCGACAACCCGACCUUGACGCCUGGCUCUCUUGAGAGUGCUUCCCUAACCACAUGGUCUACUCAGCUCACCACCCUCGAAUCUCGCGCCGUCGAGCACGAUCGCUAUGCGAGUAACCUUAUCUCCCAGGUCGCUGAACCCCUAAAGUUCUACAACGCCCGAUUCGACGAGCUGCGUAAGCGCCAUUCCGAAUAUGCCGAUAAGCUCGAAGCUGGCCGCGAUGCCUGCUAUGCCGAUCUGCGCAAAGUCAAAGGCAAAUACGACAACACAUGCCAAGACCUCGAGAGCAAGCGCAAGAAGACCGAAUCGCAUGCCGACAAGGCCAAAGCACAGAGUGCUUACCAACAGCAGCUCUUUGACAUGAACAACGCCAAAAACACCUACCUCAUCGCCAUCAACGUCACCAACAAGCAAAAGGAAAAAUACUACCACGAAUACAUCCCAGAGGUCAUGGACAGCUUGCAAGACUUGAAUGAAUUCAGAAUCUUGAAGCUCAACUUUUUGUGGGACGUGGCAACUCGGCUGGAGUCUGCCAUGCUCCAACAGAGCAACGGACUCAUCGAGCACCAAGGCAAGGAAAUCCAGAGGAACCUGCCCCAUCUAGAUUCCAUGAUGUAUAUGCGUCACAACAUGGGCGCCUUUCACGAGCCGCCGGACAAGGUCUUCGAAGCGAGCCCUGUCUGGCACGAUGACGACCUCAUGAUUGUGGAUGAGACGGCCAAGAUUUACCUACGCAACGUACUAACGAAAUCCAAGUCUCAGCUAGGUGAGCUCCGGAGAGAGGUGGACAAGCAACGAAGAGAAGUCGAAACCGUUAAGCGGCUCAAGCAACGUGUCCGGGAGGGCAAAGAGAAGAAGGAUGAAGUUGAAGUUAUCCGCGCACUAUUCGCUAUGCAAGAAAGUCUCAUUGCUGUGGACCAGAAGCGACUUACCGCUGAAGUUGAAACUACCACCAUUACCUCUGCAGUUGGUGACGUUACGCUGGGGGCUAAAAAUCACAACUUUAAGAGCCAAACCUUCAAGAUACCAACCAACUGCGACUUGUGUGGAGAUCGCAUCUGGGGCUUGAGCGCAAAGGGAUUUGACUGUCGAGACUGCGGUUACACAUGCCACAGCAAGUGCGAGAUGAAGGUGCCUGCGGACUGCCCUGGCGAGCUGAACAAGGAAGAGCGAAAGAAGAUCAAGGCUGAGCGCCAGGCUGCCACUAACAGGCUUCUCGCACCUGACGCAGGAUCCCCAGCGCACGUUUCAGAAGACAACCUCACGCGAUCCAAUACCAUGAACUCGGCAAGCUCACAGUCAUUACGACAGUCCGUCGUGUCUGCACCACAGACGCCAUCAGAAGAUACACCUUCGGAAACGCCACCCAAAGCGACCACUCCUGUUGCGGCAACCGCCAAAGCUGCUGCAGUUGCUGCAGUUGGUGGUGCGGCUCCCCCGAAGAGGAACAGAGUAAUUGCACCUCCUCCCACGGCAUAUAUUUCGCAUGCACCAGCGGGUAGCAUGAAUGGCAUUGUAGAAAAGGAAGAAAAGAAGGGCAAGAUGCUUUAUCAGUUCGAUGCCGGUGGAGAUGGAGAGCUCUCAGUGGCAGAAGGCAAAGAAGUGGUGGUUUUGGAAGCAGAUGAUGGUACUGGCUGGGUCAAGGUCCGCGAUGGCUAUAAGGAAGGUCUCGUACCAGCGACAUACAUCGAUGUCAACAUUGCGCCAUCAACACCCGCAGCAUCGGCCCGUCCUUCCUCUGUUUACUCCACGUCAACCACAUCAUCAAUAGCCGCCGCUUCGAGGAAGAAGGGCCCUGCAGUGGCGCCCAAGCGAGGCGCCAAGAAGCUGCGAUACGUAGAGGCCCUGUAUGACUACGUGGCACAGAGCGAAGCAGAGCAUUCCAUGACGGAGGGCGAGCGUUUUGUGCUGAUCAAGGAUGAUCCCGGUGACGGCUGGGCGGAAGUCGAAAAGGCUGGCGUGACAGCCAGUGUCCCAGCCAAUUAUAUUCAUGCUGUGUAG